AUGUUCCGCAACUGGGCAGAGUACGCACGCAGCAUCCGCAACCCAAUUGGCCGGGACUUCAACACAGAAGCAGCGUUCCGCUCCAUGACCCGCCCGGCGGUCAUGAAGCCAGUGGGGGUGGUCAUUCGACCUGUCCGAUACGUCAAGAAUGCACAAACCGCUGAUGAGGAGCCAGCAAAAAAGAAGGCAAAGGGAGGGGAAAAGGGCAAGGGGGGAGAGAAGGGAAAGCGAGGAGAGAAGGGCAAGGGUAGUGCCGAGCCGUUACUCUUCGGAGUGGGGGGAAGAGAGGAGACGGACGAUCCGCGAGAGCCCCUGGGAGUGUCAAACCCGAGACCGGAAUUCGCAGACGAGACAGAAGACCGCCUAGAGGCGCCCGAAUUCUGGGUCGACUUAGACGACACAGACGAUCCCCUAGAGCCUCUGGGAGUGGGCGGGAGCGACCCAAGGUCGGAAUUCAUUGACGAGACGGAUGACCGCCCAGAGCCCGCCGACAUGGAAGCCCUCCCAGCCUGGGCGGGCGGGACAGGUGCCCUCUCAGCGUCUGCCGAGUAA
This is a messenger RNA of Closterium sp. Naga37s-1, 552 nucleotides long. The record is from the annotation of a GenBank genome assembly. Lineage: Eukaryota; Viridiplantae; Streptophyta; Zygnematophyceae; Desmidiales; Closteriaceae.